UAGCUGCGUGUUACUACGAAGCAGCCAGACAGUCAGAAGGUGCUUGGAGUUGGAGCGAGCCUGUAGUGUUCCGUUACGUCGCGCCACAGCUAACUGCGUCGCAACAUUUCGCGAUGUGUUGUGUGCCUCAUAACAGGAUCUUAACACUGAGAGUCUGUAAUUAGAACGAACGACUGUGGAUUAGUUUCUCGAUACGGUUUUAUCAUACAGCUAUUACGUCACCAAAUCACAUGAUUUAGACCGAACCAGCUCAAGUGAUAAAGUGAAGUGAACUUGGGUAUGUGUGAAACACCUGUGAAAGGGGGCGUGUUUGUCUCGUGCUGCUUUGAAUCUCCUGACACUUCUUUCGGUGUUUAGGCUUCACUUCUUCAGGCAACCAUGAUGGAGCCUCCGCUUUCGGAGUUGGAUGCAGGGUUCGAGCCCCAGCAACGGGCUCGCUCGAACACGUGGCCUUUACCGCGGCCAGACAAUUUUGUGGACAUCAAGGAAGAGCCGGGUAUAAAAUGCCCUGGCGGAGUGGUGUUACCCUGUGGGGGUGUGAUGGGCCCCGAGGGAACCCUACCGGGGGCUCUACAACUGCCGGCCGCUGCUAAGAAGAACUCUAGCCGACGCAACGCAUGGGGGAACUUGUCUUAUGCUGAUCUCAUAACGCAGGCCAUCCAGUCCGCGCCCGAAAAGCGCCUCACCUUGUCCCAAAUUUACGAGUGGAUGGUCCAGAAUGUGCCCUACUUCAAGGAUAAAGGGGACAGCAACAGCUCUGCCGGUUGGAAGGUAAGAUUGCAAAGAGGAGGAGGAUUCGUGGUGACAAGUGUAGAUCCUACGUCACUCAAAGCCACCAAGGAGGAGAACUCGAUCCGCCACAACCUGUCUCUCCACAACCGCUUCAUGCGCGUGCAGAACGAGGGCACGGGCAAGUCAUCCUGGUGGAUGAUCAACCCGGACGCCAAGCCGGGGAAGAGCGCCCGCCGUCGUGCCACCUCCAUGGAGACGUCCAAGUUCGAGAAGCGCCGAGGGAGGGUCAAGAAGAAGGUGGAGGCACUGCGGAACGGCCUUCAGGCGGCGACCGACGCGACGCCCAGCCCCAGCUCCUCAAUCUCGGAGGGCCUGGACAUGUUCCCGGGGUCACCUGCCGUAGCGACGGCCAGCUUCCAGCUGAGUCCUGACUUCAGACCCCGCGCCUCCUCCAACGCUUCGUCUUGUGGCCGAAUGUCGCCCUUCCGUCCGGUGCCCGUCGAGACGGAGUGGGCGACGUACUCUACAGCGUCAGGGUUCGGUCCGGAACAGCUGGCAGGUAACUUGGCGGAGAGCAUGAAGCUACACCAAGGGGGCGAGUUUCUGCAAGGCUACGGGGGCAGCAACGGGCAGCAACCACCGCCUCCGCCGCCUCCCUACGAAUUUGGGGCUCGCCAGCAGCUACACGCAGCUUCUCCCUACGGCCUGUCUCAGUGCCAUCUACACAGGAUGCAGCCCUGUUCCUGUCAUCUCCAGCACUCGCCGUCCUACCCACAGUCCGACUCAUCACCUGACCCCUUGCGGGGCCAGCCCGUCCCUCAGGGCGCUCAGUUCGGUCCACCCCGUGCCUUGUCGUCACGUGACACCGACAGCCGCCCCGGCACCCCUACCCCGUCCACAAUGAUGGGGCAGCUAAUGGGCGCUCUGAACAACAACGCCCUACUGGACGACCUUAACCUCAACAUCGAAACUCUGCACGGCGGGUUUGACUGCAAUGUGGAGGAAGUGAUCAAGCAUGAGCUAAGCAUGGAUGGAAGUCUGGACUUCAAUUUCUCCCAACACCACCAUCACCACCACCCAGGGGGGCAUCAGGCGCCUCCAGGAGCCCAGGAGUUGCAACAAGGCGUCGGAGCCCAGCAACCGGCCACACCUUACUCUACCACUGUGUCGACAGGGCCCUCCUGGGUGCACUAGCCCUCAACAGGGCCCCCGGCCGGGCGAGGAGGAGGCUACCUGCAGCUCCCACGUGAUCCCUGAACCAGACUUGUUGAUGGCUGGUGGAGCCCUGGAAUAAGACUGUGGAUCAGUAUAACCGAAUUAUUGGACCAAGCUGAUUCGUGUGUUCUCAGUGGAAACUUUUCCGAAAGUGGUGAUUUAUUUUUAAGCAGAUUAGUGGCAGCGAGAUAUUGUGCACAUCGAUCUGUUCGUCAUGCUCAAGCAACAUAAAGUGACGUCAAUAUUUGUCUUCUGUGAGCGAUCGCGAGGCACUCAACAUAAGUCACCGUGACGCCUGGGCGUCACUAGUUCUGAUCAAAACGACCCAGUAUAUAUCUGAAGCCUCUCGCAGUGUUCCCAAAGAAACCGUUAAAAUAUCUGGGGAUUCCCGAACUAUAACAAAAGAGCACAUAUGAAAUUAUUUACGCUCUGCUGAAUUUUAUGCAAUUAUGCAGCCUCGUUUUAAGGUGUACCCGUGCUAAUACAACGAAAAUUAACUUUUAAGAUUACAUCCUUCUGGGAUGCGACGACGUAUGGUGGAAGUCUGCCGACGUUUCGAAGGAACAUACUGCUUCUAUCAUUUAGGAUCGAAGAAUAAGUCAAGAAGAAUGCGCCAAACUUUUUAUCAGACUACAUGGCUUCACAUCCUGGAAGAUGGAACCCUUUAUAAACAUCACCGUGAGAACCUAAGUCUCACGAAAAGUAAAUCAGCUGUAGCUGUAGCCUAGCAGACAACGAACUGUCUUUCUGUAACCGAAAAGCUAUUCCU
Messenger RNA from Cryptotermes secundus, 2716 nucleotides. It is a transcript of the gene foxo, whose product is annotated as forkhead box protein O. Gene Ontology annotation, biological process: regulation of transcription by RNA polymerase II. Lineage: Eukaryota; Metazoa; Arthropoda; Insecta; Blattodea; Kalotermitidae. The record is from RefSeq and is a predicted model, not a curated record. Gene Ontology annotation, cellular component: nucleus. The transcript is spliced from 5 exons. The coding region runs from base 379 to 1926 and encodes 515 amino acids. Gene Ontology annotation, molecular function: DNA-binding transcription factor activity, RNA polymerase II-specific; RNA polymerase II cis-regulatory region sequence-specific DNA binding.